This is a messenger RNA of Microthlaspi erraticum, 1194 nucleotides long. The record is from the annotation of a GenBank genome assembly. Lineage: Eukaryota; Viridiplantae; Streptophyta; Magnoliopsida; Brassicales; Brassicaceae.
AUGGUCCAGUACGCGGAAGAGACACCAGCUCCUGCUUCGAGAGUCCGCUACGCACCUGAGGAUCCAAAUCUCCCCUGGCCGUGGAUAGGUCUUGUGGAUAUGAGCAGUGGGGAUCUCAUCACCCUCGGAAACCUAUCUCCGUCACAUCAUCUCAACUUCUUCAUGGAGGGAUUCUCCACCAAAGGUUUGGAAUCGCUGGAUUUGAACGAUAGUGAUGCAGACAUUCGAAAAAGCAGUAGCAGCAUCGUGAGCAGGAUGUACGUAGAGGGAUACGACACUUCGCUUUCUGGCCAUGAUUUCGUUAAGUCUAUCACUAAACAUUUCGAAUCAUGUGGAGAGGUGAUGAAUGUUUAUAUUCCCGGAUACUUUCAAGGCAGAAAUCUCAACAGAUUUUCCUUGAUGUAUAUUCGGGGAGAAGGUGCAGAAGAGAAGGCUUUGAAACUUAGCGGAAGUUACAUCAGCAGAGGAUACAAGUUGGUCGUUGAGUCUUACCCGUUUCACGCCAAACACCUUGACCAUAAGUUUGCUCGUGCGAGAUACGGAGACAAUAAGCGAGAUUACGGGAUGUCUUUUGAAGGAUUUGACACUACGCUUCCCCGUGGAUAUGUCGAGGGCAUUCUGUCUCAAGAACUCGCUAAAUGUGGACGUGUAUCUGUAUAUAUUUACCAAACCAAAGAAGGUGUUCUCAGCAGCAUCGCUAUGGUUACUGCUCAGGGAAUAGACACAGUAGAGAAGUUGCUGCAAGUUUGUGGUAGUGAUGUGAAAGGAUUGGAGAAUAUUAAAAGUCAGAGUAUUUUACCUCCACCUCCAGACGGAUCGAGCUCCACCUUUAUGCCACCCUGGUUUUUUGCAUCAUCUCCUUGCAGGACUACUUCGGUAAUGGAUCCUCAUCAGGAUCCAAAUCUCCCUAAGCCGCUGGGUAGCUUUCUCCCUUAUCCAUGGAAUGCUCGUGUGGAUAGUGGGGCUGGGAUAGCGUGCAUUAGGAGGAAUACAGAGACUGGUUUUGAACAGUAUGCGGGAGAGACACCAGCUCCUGCUUGGAGAGUCCGCUACGCACCUGAGGAUCCAAAUGUCCCCUGGCCGUGGAUAGGUCUUGUGGAUAUGAGCAGUGGGUAUCUCUACUUUUGGAAUACACAGACUGGUGUUACCCAGUGGCAGAGACCACCUUCAAACUAUAUACAUGGUUUGUUUUAG